AUGGCCCGGCUGGGCGGGCUGCUCCUGGCUGCCACCCUGGGCACCCUGCUCAGCUUCGUGCCCGUGGCCGCGGUGGCCAGUGACUACUGGUACCUCCUGGAGGCGGCGGCUGCCGACAACCGCAUGGGGCUCGGGCCGCUCUCCUUCCACUCGGGGCGCUGGCGCAUCUGUGAAGCGCUGCACCGAGCCGUCCUGGUGGUCCUGCGCCUGAGCCUCGUCCUCGUGUGCAGCUGGGUUUGCGGCCUCCGCAGGUCCCUGGCCCAGCACGCCCUGAUACUCUUCACCAGCUGCUGCUUCUUGCUGGGGGCUGAGUACGAGUGGGCAGGACCCCGGAAGCGGUGUCUGCAGCAGCACCUCGGCCAGGGCCCCAGGUGCCCUGACCCCGGCGGGCUUGUCGUCUACAUCAGCUGCUCACACCUGGUCGCAGAGACGGCCCGCCAGCAAGGCCCCGGUGUGCAGGACGUCCCCAUCGGCUUCGGCUGGUCCGCGCUGGCCUGGGGCUCCUGCGCCUCCCAGGCGCUCAGCGGUGCCCUCCUGCUCACGGCCCGCGCCCUCAGCCUGAGCCCCAGUGCCAAGGAUCUGGUCCAGAGGUCCCUCUUCUACCCUCUGCGUCGCACCUCCUCCUGGGCCAUGGUCCCCCACAUUGAAACUCUGUGGUUUGAACCCCCCUAA
Molecule: messenger RNA, 672 nt
Organism: Molossus molossus (Pallas's mastiff bat)
Lineage: Eukaryota; Metazoa; Chordata; Mammalia; Chiroptera; Molossidae
Gene: TMEM235
Product: transmembrane protein 235
Cellular component (GO): apical plasma membrane
Source: RefSeq, a predicted model, not a curated record